AUGUCACGAUUAAACAAAUUCACGUUUAAUAUUCAUUCAUCAAGUUGUUUUUAUGAUCAAAUUAAUUUAUCGUCGAAUGAAGAUACUCAAAAGACAUUUAGAGAUUUUAACAACAAAAUUGUCUAUGGUGUUGAUUAUUUUCCAAAGGCAAAUUAUGGUCAAUGUCAUAUUUAUUCAUAUCCAUAUAAACUGAACUAUUACGAUAAUAUAACAAAUAAUUUUCCAGAUGGAAUAUUUACAUGCGUUCGUAAAAUGUCACUAUUUGACGAACAUCCUUUUGAACAUGAAUUUUUUCUUCGACUUGCUCAAUCAUUUCCAUUGAUAGAAGAGUUAACUGUAAAUAAUCAAAGAAACGACAAAUUAAUAAACGAUUUAGAAAGUCAAAGAAUGAUCAUCAAGAUUUACCAAUCAUUAAAUAUCCUUAUCUUAAAGAGCUUAAUCUUACUAAUACUUGCAAAGAUUAUUAUGAACAGUUCUUACUCGAUACCAAAACGUGUUUACCAGUUGGCAUUAGUAUUUAUAUGGAUUAGAAACUAGUGA
Rotaria sp. Silwood1 is the source of this 540-nucleotide messenger RNA. Lineage: Eukaryota; Metazoa; Rotifera; Eurotatoria; Philodinida; Philodinidae. The record is from the annotation of a GenBank genome assembly.